Prunus persica (peach) is the source of this 1062-nucleotide messenger RNA. RefSeq lists its product as uncharacterized. NCBI's taxonomy places the organism in Eukaryota, Viridiplantae, Streptophyta, Magnoliopsida, Rosales, Rosaceae. The coding region runs from base 116 to 871 and encodes 251 amino acids. The transcript has 7 exons. The record is from RefSeq and is a predicted model, not a curated record. Gene Ontology annotation, cellular component: chloroplast.
AUCCAAAUACCUAAAGCCAACUUCCCCAAUCCUGACAUACAAAAACCCCAGGUCAUGUCCCCACAUUAUCUCCCUCCAAAUUUUCAACAGCCAUGAAUGCCAUCCUCAUUCUCUCAUGGCCAUUCUUCUUCUCUCCCUCCCUCCCCACCCACCAAUUCCUCCCAAUAACCCUAAACCCACCACCCCAAAACUCACUCCACCACAGCCUACGAUCGCUCUCACCGACUCUAACACCUCCAAAAGACGCUUCAUCCUCGAAAGCACUUCCCUUUUUCUCAUUUCCUUGACCCCUCAGCAAUACCCAGUUGCCCAUUCUUCACCAGAAGCUUCAGCGACUCCAAGACCAUCCCUUUCCGGCAUCGCUAACACGAAAUCUUGGUUCCAGUUCUUCGGUGAUGGGUUUGCCAUUAGGGUCCCUCCUCAGUUUCAGGAUGUUUCGGAGCCUGAGGAUUACAAUACUGGAUUGUCCCUUUAUGGAGAUAAGGUAAAGCCCAAGACCUUUGCGGCACGUUUUGCAUCUCCUGAUGGAUAUGAGGUUGUGAGUGUUGUUAUUCGCCCAUCCAAUUCCCUCAAGAUAACCUUUUUAGAGGCCAAAGACAUAACAGAUUUAGGUUCCUUGAAGGAGGCAGCAAAAAUCUUCAUUCCAGUUGGAUCAACUGUAUACUCUGCUCGAACCAUAAAGAUAAAGGAAGAAGAAGGUUUCAGGACUUACUAUUUCUACGAGUUUGGUAUACAAGAACAGCAUGCAGCACUUGUAGCUGCUGUUAACGGUGGAAAGACAUACAUUGCUGGAGCAACUGCCCCGCAGUCGAAGUGGAACGAUGAUGGUGUGAAGCUUCGGUCUGCUGCCAUAUCCAUGACUGUUCUAUAGUGUCUUUUUAAGGAGGCUGAAUUUGAAAGGCGGCGGCUUGCAUUGCACUGCAGCUUAAAAUUUUGAGAUUUGACAAGGAGCACCUUCUAAUUUCCAACAUUCUUGAACUAACCUCAUUUAAAUUAUUUUGAGAAUAUAUUUACCCAUUGGUCCUUUGCUCUUUUAUUAAGCCUAAGCUGCGUUUUGUUUUG